UACGCACGGGAUAGUUUCAACAUCGCUGCAAGCACACGAACUGGGUUGAGGCAAAUUUCCCACUAACAAAAUGAGCUGCUCUAUCACCCAAAUUAAUAAUGAGAACAAAGAUUAUUUUAAGGCUGCUCUACCUAGGCGGCCUUCUGACUGCGUACGUGAUUCAGUUUACACAGCGCCAUCAGAGCCGCACCACCACAGGCCCAGGGUUAGGGCCUAUACAACAAAGGAACGAUUCAGAAAACUACAUGAGUCUGACUAUAUGUUGAGCGGCGAGCCGUUGCUCACCUUCAAAACGGACCCAGCAGAGCCAAUGCCGUCCCGCUCCGAUUACCGCUGGCAAGCACAUGCUGAACGGCGCAGGGAGACGCUGCGGCAACUGGCUGGGAUUCAUCCAAAUCCUCAAACAUGCCUUGUGACUGGAGCUGACUACUGGAAAUACUAUAAACGGCCUUGGAUUCCAUUUGAAGAAAAGUUCCCAGCAGAUAUUGUCUUUGAAUUUGCAGAGGAAGAUUUUAUAACCACUACUAAGGAGCAACUGCCCGCUAAGCGCUCUCUGGGGGUUCAGACAGACUUCAGAGAAAGUGAAACCCAGACUGACCCAUACAGUCCUGAGUAUGUGGUGCAGCGUGGGAUGACACCCACAGAACUCCUGCAACUGGCAACAUUGACUUGGGGUCAUGGCUUGCCAGCAGGCCUUGCUGAGGUGGAAAUGAUAGAGCGAGCGCGUGAAAAGCGAAUUUGGGAGACCACCCUUCCUCCUCGCCACGACCUGAGCCAGAUCGACAAGAGGAGGCGCAUGAUGGAGGAAAUGGAAGCCAAGGAGUGGGCUUUCAGGGAAAGCGAGAUCGAGAAAGUGCAGGAGAUCCGCCUUGCUGUGCUGGGGGAGCUGCUAAGGCAGAGAGAUGAAGCUCAGAAGGAUACCGCAUAUGACCGACUGACCCAAUUAUACGCUAAGCACCUGAAGGACAGGGAGCUCAAGCUUGAGAAAACCCACCACAGAUACAUAAGAUCAAUUAGAAAACUGGAAACUAAGAGGAAAAAUGUGGAGGGAAAACUGCAGCGACGGGACAUCGUUGCUGAUUUCCAGACUCACAAUGACAAGUUCCCUUACGGCAAUAUGAAAAUGUUCAACAGUGACUACAUAAACACAUAUGAAGGCUUACAAGAGCUAGAGACAGGACUAGCGGCAUCACUGAAACAAGUGAAGACACAAUGGAGAGACAUUAAGGGCAAAAGGAAGUCUGCCGCACAAAUAGCAGUGGAGCUACUGGAGGAUUACAGGGCCGUCAGGGACGAGGAGGGCAAGGAGAUUGAAGUGAAGGGCCACCGUUUUCCGUUUCGAAAAGAGAAGCCACUUCCUACCCCUCCCGUCACUCCACUUGUGGAAAUCCCCUCAGAGGAGGAUGAGAAAACAGAGCUUGCCAUCAUCUUUUUGCAGAAGCUACUCAGGGGAAGAAGUAUCCAGUUUGAGAUCUUCAAGGGCAAAGAAAACCAGCUGGAGCUCAUCAGGGAACUUAGGAAAGUUCACGCUCUGCAGGCUAGGGAGCAGAAUAUGCAGAAAGCAGAAAAAGACUUCAUACUGAUGCUGAAGAGAGAGAGAGAUCAACAGAUGGAGAAGGCUGCGAUCAAGGAAGCGCGUCAGGCCGCGGUGAUUGGCGUGGACCUCGCGCAGGUGUUCUUCAUCUUGUCCCAGGAGCUGAUUCAUCUGCAGGAGGAGCGCAGGGUCCACGCUUUCAUGCUCCUGGCUGAGAGAGAGCGCCGUCGAAGGGAGGCGGAGGAGAGCGGGAGGCGUCAGGUGGAGGAGCGCAGGCGACAAGAACGAGACGAGAUCUUCAGAGAAAUUGUGCAGGUGCACCAGGAAAGCGUGGAUAUGUAUUUAGAGGACAUGAUUUUGAGAAAUGUGGAUUAUUUGGCCGAACAGCAAGCCAGAGAGGAGAUCCACAAGAAGGCACAGCAGCUCAAUGACAUUGCUUACGCCAUGGAGGAAAACAAGGACAAAUAUCAGCCAGAGGAGAUUGUGUCAGAGCUGGUGUACAGCUUUCUUAUUCCCGAGAUUGAGAAGAUGAGAGUCAGGCGAAGAGUUCAAUUGAAGCAGCUGAGACACUUGGAGGCAGCUCGGAGGAUCAUUCAUGGGUUUGAAGUCCCUAUGGAGAUCCAUCCGCCUGAAACUCCGCAGGAGAGCACCGCUGAUGUAAGAACGUCUGGGCCGGAUGAGGAAGUGAAGACGAGCCAAGAGAGCCAAGAGUAGUAGAGAAAACAAGCACAGCAGUCAUAAUCCUAGCAAACAAAGGAGUAAAGGUUCAAAUUUAACUUGCGUAGCUUUAAUAUCUGAUGCAAAACUUAUUUUCAAGGUUUGUCUGUCAGUCUAAUAGAACUCAUUCUAGAUUUUUUUGGAAAAUAAGUCAUGUAGAGAUUUAUUGGAUCUAGAGUGAUUAAUAUGGAGCACAAACUUAAUACUAAGUUUAAUGAAAACAUUAUUUUCAGCCCAAGUUUUGAGGGAAGCCUUGACUAAAAGGAUGGAAAAUACUUACAGGUUUGAAGUUUUUGUGUUUGUCCAUCUUAGCAAUUAAUAGCAUGUUGGAAAUUAAUAUUUGUUUGAGUCUGUAUUACUGAGUGAAACUUGGAUUUAAUUUUUGUUGUUUGUAUCUUUCAAAUUUUCCCUCCUACAGAAAUCUAGUAAUCUUAGGAACAAUAUUCCUUUCUGGGUUUAAGCCCGGGUGAUUUGUACAAAUCAUAUUUUAAGCCAUUUUAAGUUCAGGUCCAAAUAAUGAUUUAUAUUAAACUUACUGUAACUACAGAUUAUUCUGACAAUGUCAUUGAUGCUAGAGAACCAAUACUACCAACACCAGAUAAAUGACACAGAUUGAAGUGACCACUUAUGUAAAAAGACAGUGCAUCCGAAAUCUUUUGUUUGUGUGCGACUCAGUGAUGGGAGCUCGGAUAGCUUCUGUUUAAGAAGCAGUUGCCGCCCUAAGGUCGUGGUUAUGUGGUUAUUGGGUAACAACAGAUUUAUGUAAUGUAACUGAAUCAGCUGUGAAAAAUAGCGCUCAAUGUCUGCAGUGCAGUAAGUAAACAGAGAACUGACGAUUUCAUUAGUUUCCCAGAUAUGGUUGAUCAGGCCACCUUUCAGGUGUAUGAGAACAUCCCUGGAGUAAUUGGCUUUUUGGAUGGAGGUCACAUUGCUAUUAAGUGCCAUUCUGCGGAAGAUGCUGGGUAGUACAGGACUCAUAAAUACUUGUAAAUGAAUGUACAAGGCGUGUCCCCCCCACUACUCCCACUGUAGAUAUUCGGUAUUGCUGCAGGAUGUAAUGGCUCAACUCAUUAUUCCUGUAUCUUCCAGAACUCCUAUUUGUGCUCUGUUUGAAGCAGGACAGCACAAAAAAAGUCUUCCAGGGGACAGCAAAUAAAGCUGUUGAAGCUUUCCAACUUUAUUUUUAAUAGCAUGUACACUUUAAGUGAGUCAUUUGUGAAAUAAGGCCGACAUAAACACAAUAAACCUUUUCUUGAGGCCGUGGAAAA
Xiphophorus hellerii (green swordtail) is the source of this 3519-nucleotide messenger RNA. RefSeq names its product cilia and flagella associated protein 91 (gene cfap91). The transcript is spliced from 17 exons. The record is from RefSeq and is a predicted model, not a curated record. Bases 71 to 2248 code for a protein of 725 amino acids. NCBI's taxonomy places the organism in Eukaryota, Metazoa, Chordata, Actinopteri, Cyprinodontiformes, Poeciliidae.